AUGUUAUUGUGGUGGAUCGGGUUUCUUGCUCCGUUGAAACUCCUCCUGAAGUUGGUGCUUGGCCUACUAUGCCGCUUGCGGAGCCACCCAGUCAAACUAUGGACAGGCACUCUUUCUAGAGCACUCAACAACAAGGAAUCGUACAUAGUGGUAACCGGUUGCACAGAUGGAAUCGGCCUAGCGACACUUCGCAAGAUUGUCGAGCACUACCCACAGAAUCCCGUCCUACUUGUGGGAAGGAACAAGGACAAACUGUCUAAGGUUACUGAGUCCUUGGGUACCACUUAUGAGAAUCUGCCGAGCAAAAGUGAGGACAGGAAGAGCGGCACGCGGAGAAUUGAAGUGGCCGUGGUGGACUUUGCUACUGAGAACUGGCCUGCGGAAAUGGAGAGGACUCUAAAGGGAAAGUCUGUUGGUCUUUUGCUUAAUGCAGCAGGAGAGACUGACGUGAUUAACCGGAGAUACGACGAAGUGGACGAAAGUCUGAUUAUAAGGUUGAUCCAAGUCAAUCUUAGGUCUGCCAUGUUAAUGAGCCGCUUAUGUCUGCCAUCCAUGACCGUGCAGAAAGCAGGAGUCAUUGUUAACAUUGGCAGCAUGAACCUGGUAGCUGAAGAGCCGUUCCAGGCCAUAUACACUGCUACGAAGGGUGGUAUACGAGCCUUCAGUGAAGCUCUCCAGAGCGAGGUUCGAUCCAAGAACAUCUUGGUGCAGAACUGGGAACCCGGACUGGUUAACACAAAAAUGACCUUGGGCCGUUAUAAAGGUCUUGACCGGUUUUCCUGUAGCGCUGAUGAAUUCGCGGAGUAUGCUUUCUGUAUGCUCCAAAAUGGAACACAUGAACUACUCAUACCCUUCGGUUAUCAACCCGUCACCUUUUCACCAUACCCCCUUCAUGAAGUCACUUGCGGGCUGGCAAAAUUUGUACCAACUCACUUCCUUAAUCAGUACGCGAUUCACACACGCGAUUCACACACAGUCGAAUUCAUACACUGUCAAACAUCAAGGCCAAACCAUGGCCCGCAUAGCUAG
Molecule: messenger RNA, 1029 nt
Organism: Gregarina niphandrodes
Lineage: Eukaryota; Apicomplexa; Conoidasida; Eugregarinorida; Gregarinidae
Product: short chain dehydrogenase
Exons: 1
Coding region: 1-1029 (342 amino acids)
Molecular function (GO): oxidoreductase activity
Source: RefSeq, a predicted model, not a curated record